Pezoporus flaviventris is the source of this 443-nucleotide messenger RNA. RefSeq names its product dnaJ homolog subfamily C member 17-like. Gene Ontology annotation, cellular component: spliceosomal complex. The coding region runs from base 36 to 311 and encodes 91 amino acids. The transcript has 2 exons. Gene Ontology annotation, biological process: spliceosomal complex disassembly. The record is from RefSeq and is a predicted model, not a curated record. Lineage: Eukaryota; Metazoa; Chordata; Aves; Psittaciformes; Psittacidae.
CGGGGCGGGCCCGGCAGCAGGCGGAGAGCGCCGGGAUGGCGGUGGGUAAGGACCUGCUGCAGCUGGACCUGUAUGGGCUGCUCGGGGUCGGCGAGAAGGCGUCGGAGAAGGAGGUGAAGAAGGCGUACCGGCAGAAGGCCCUGACGUGCCACCCCGAUAAGAACCCGGACAACCCCAGGGCAGGUGAGAUGGGGCUGUGCAGACAUAAACAGCAGCUCAUGUUUGUUUUCACGUGUGCGCAUUCCUGGAAGCAGCUCUGCCUUGCUUCAGGUCUGCCUGUGUGUGUAAGUAAGGGACCUGGGUACGUGUGAUGUAAAGUACACACAGGCAGGACUAAGAGUUAUUUUGUCACUGCCAGAGAGCUCUGGUUUUGAGGUUGAAUGCAGUCAUGUUUGCUUGGGGACCAUCAGUGUUAAGGCAGUGCUGCAAUUGUAUUUGCACCU